Pogona vitticeps (central bearded dragon) is the source of this 2674-nucleotide messenger RNA. The record is from RefSeq and is a predicted model, not a curated record. NCBI's taxonomy places the organism in Eukaryota, Metazoa, Chordata, Lepidosauria, Squamata, Agamidae.
AUGGGGAACUUCACUGACCCCCGAGCCCCAGCCGAUGGUGACGCCCCCCAUAUAGUCGAGGAACCGGAGGGCGGGAGUGGGUUUUACCAAGAGUGCGUGUGUGUGUGGGGGAAACAAAUUUCUGGACGGUACCAUUUCACGAUAAGGAAAGCGGGCGCGGAGGGGUCCUUGCUGCCUUCAAGCAGAAAGCUAGCAGAGCAGAUAGCAGCUAAAAUUGGAGGGGACUCGGCCACAACAGUGAACAACACUACUCCUGACUUUGGAUUUGGUGGUCAGAAGAGGCAACUGGAAGAUGGAGACCAGCCAGAGAGCAAAAAAAUGGCCCCUCAGCCUGAACCCAUGCCACCACCCCCUCAGCUUGGACCGAUCCAUCCUCCUCCCAGGUCUACAGUGACUGAAGAGUACAGAGUACCUGAUGGCAUGGUGGGACUCAUCAUAGGAAGAGGUGGAGAGCAGAUCAACAAAAUACAGCAGGACUCUGGAUGCAAAGUACAGAUCUCACCAGACAGUGGAGGAUUGCCAGAGCGAAGUGUAUCUCUGACUGGAUCACCAGACUCUGUCCAAAAAGCAAAAAUGAUGCUUGAUGAUAUCGUAUCUCGAGGGCGUGGUGGACCACCGGGUCAGUUCCAUGAUAAUGCCAACGGGCAGAAUGGUACAGUGCAGGAAAUCAUGAUCCCAGCUGGGAAAGCUGGUCUGGUGAUCGGCAAGGGAGGAGAGACCAUUAAACAGUUGCAGGAGCGAGCUGGAGUGAAAAUGAUUUUAAUUCAGGAUGGUUCACAAAACACGAAUGUAGAUAAGCCUCUUCGGAUAGUUGGAGACCCUUACAAAGUACAGCAAGCCUGUGAAAUGGUAAUGGAUAUCUUACGAGAACGGGACCAGGGAGGCUUUGGUGACAGAAACGAAUACGGUUCCAGAAUUGGUGGAGGAAUAGAUGUCCCUGUGCCUAGGCAUUCUGUGGGCGUGGUUAUUGGACGCAGCGGUGAAAUGAUUAAAAAAAUACAGAAUGAUGCUGGAGUUCGGAUACAGUUCAAGCAAGACAUCUUGGUUAAAGGGAGAGUUUACACAACCAGAGACCCAUAUGAUGGAACGGGUCCUGAGAAGAUCGCCCAUAUCAUGGGUCCUCCUGACAGAUGUGAACACGCUGCCCGGAUUAUCAAUGACCUUCUCCAGAGUCUCCGGAGUGGUCCACCAGGUCCCCCAGGCUCAGGAAUGCCUCCUGGAGGCAGAGGGCGAGGCAGAGGGCAGGGUAACUGGGGGCCUCCUGGAGGAGAGAUGACCUUCUCUAUCCCUACUCACAAGUGUGGGCUGGUUAUUGGCAGAGGUGGAGAAAAUGUAAAGGCCAUAAACCAGCAGACGGGAGCCUUCGUAGAAAUAUCUCGGCAGCUACCACCCAACGGAGACCCUAAUUUCAAACUGUUUAUCAUUCGUGGCUCACCUCAGCAGAUCGAUCAUGCCAAGCAACUGAUUGAGGAGAAGAUAGAGGGUCCUCUUUGCCCAGUUGGACCAGGACCUGGGCCUGGGGGACCUCCUGGACCGGCACCCAUGGGCCCCUUCAACCCUGGGCCUUUCAGUCAAGGGCCACCCAGUGCACCCCCUCACCCUGGAGGACCACCACCUCCACAAUACCCACCCCAAGGCUGGGGAAAUGCCUACCCUCAGUGGCAGCCUCCUGCUCCUCAUGACCCAAGUAAAGCAGCAGCAGCAGCAGCAGACCCCAACGCCGCCUGGGCAGCCUAUUACUCGCACUACUACCAGCAGCCUCCGGGCCCAGUUCCAGGGGCACCGCCAGCCCCCACAGCACCGCCAGUGCAAGGAGAGCCACCCCAGCCGCCCCCCACCGGACAGUCCGAUUACACUAAAGCAUGGGAGGAAUAUUACAAAAAACUAGGCCAGCAACCCCAGCAGCCUGGAGCUCCACCACAACAGGACUACACAAAAGCCUGGGAAGAAUAUUAUAAGAAGCAAGCAGCUCAGGUAGCUACUGGGGCAGGGCCAGCAGCACCACCGGGACCUCAGCCAGACUACAGUGCAGCCUGGGCAGAAUACUACAGACAACAAGCCGCCUACUAUGGACAGACACCUGGGGCUGGUGGCCCAGUACCACCACCGACACAGCAGGGACAGCAGGCUCAGUGAGUUGAAUGUGAACCUCCCCAUCUCUGAGAACCUUUUUGUUUUGGAAAGAGAGGUGGCUGCUGCAGGAAGUGACGGGCUGGGAAGAGAGCCGGCCUGUGGCUCUUGAUUGCUGGGUUUCUUCUGGAAAUCUUGGCCAUGCCGCCUUCAAGUCUUUCGUAAUAUAAAUCCAGAUCUUCAGACCCCUAAUGUUGAGCCUGCAGCUGUAGAAGAUACCCAACUAAAACCGCCGCUGCCCAUCCUGCCUGACACACACCUCAGUUUUCAGGGUAACACUUCCUUUUUUUCUUUCUGUUUUGUUUUAAAAAGAAACUUUACAAGGAAAAGUCACUCUGCUUUUUAGUUAGAGUUGGAACAUUCCUCGGACAAAGGUGUUGGUGUUUCAGACAACCCCUUCCCUGCCCCUCCAUUUCUCCACUGCUAGGACUGAUCUGUCGUGUUUUUGUCUGUUCAAGAAGAAAUUGAAACAAACAAUUGUAUGCUCAAUUUUUACUUUUUACCGCUCGUUUUUAACUUCACAAAUAAAUGAUAACAAAACAUC